GAGAGCGCGGCCAGCGAUAGGAGCGCACCGGGUUGUGUGUGUUUUUAUAUUUCAGAGCCCGUUUACCAGGGCCUACAGAAUUGUUUAAACCAGCUUUUCCAUUGGAGUUCCUUUUGGCUCAUGCGAUUGAAGAGGCUCGAAGGCUCGUGCCAUUCCCCCUCCAACUAAGGUUCCAGAGAGGUGCGUGGAAAAGCCCGGUGCAGAGAAAGAAGGGAGAGCAUUGCGUACGUAGCCUAAAUACAUACAUGCCUGGGUCUUCGACUGUGGGACUGCGUAAAGGAGUGGGGGUUAUUUUGUCGCCAAACGGACCUAAAGUGCGGCAAUGAGAUCGCGUUGCUGGUGAGCCAGUGCUUUGAUGAAUAAUUUACGGUCUUGUGGGCUGAAAGAGAGUGAACCACAGCCACCGCCGUUUGUAAGCCUCCGACGCCGUCGGAGAGUGCCCUGAUGGUGGACUAGAGAGAGCCGACAACACGGGUCUGAAACGGGACGAAAGAUUUUGACAUUGUCGGUAAAAUUCAUUGGGGGCGGAGAGAAGGGGUGAUGGUGUGUCGGUGGAGGAGGAUAGAAGGAGUUUUGGGCACCUUGCGGAGGAUCCUAUACAAAUUCUGUUUUCAGAUUAUUCUCAAAACCCGCCACAUCUAAACCACAACAAACAAACAAACAAACAAAUAUAAACCAAUAUCAGUCAACUCUAAAUGUGACUAUUUUCGACAUGCGCUCAUGAAAAUAGCCCAUCCAAGAAAUAAUAGAAUAGAUGUAUGUAAAGUUGACCAUCAUUGUAAUGAGUAGUGAGUAGUCAGUAAUAGUUGUUCUAAAGCCUUAUCCAAGUGUAGUGAUUGAAUCAUUGUGAACUGAAGUCAAUAUUGCAGAUUUGAUUUUCUAUAGGAUAAUCUUAAAAAAUCAUGCGAUUCAGAAUUUUUAAACGGCGUUUCUCUCAGCCAGUAUCUGCAUAUCUGGCGUCAGUUGAGGGUUAUGUUUAGGAGAUAACACUUACAGGCUUAUGCUAUCCUAUCUACCGCGAACCUCUGGCGGUUUUCCACAGAACACGACUGGAAUAACUAACUAACGUUUACUAAAUUAAUACCUCAGUCUCACUAAUACCUCAUGUUCUUAUAAAGUGUAGCCUUGUUUAAAACACCUCAGAUGGCUUCAUUCUCAGACUCCGACCUGCAGACCUGUCCUCUCUGCAAGGAGCUCUGCGGCUCCUCCUCUGCUCCCAUCUCCUGCAACUCCUCCACCUCCUCCUCCUCCUCUCACUCGUCGUCCUCCUCCUCCCGGCGCCUCCAUGUCCUCCCCUGCCUGCACGCCUUCUGCAGGCAGUGUCUGGAGGGCCAGCGCAGUCAUAGGGACCCUCUCAAACUCCGCUGCCCCACCUGCGACCAGAAGGUCUCCGUCUCCGAGGCCGGAGUGGACUCGCUCCCUUCCUCCAACUUCCUCUUGAGUAACCUUCUGGACGUGGUCGUGAGCUCAGAGGAGCAGCUCCAACUCGUCCAGAAUAAGAACGGCCACCGGUGGGUCGGCGGGGGCUCCAUACCCGGGUUCCAGCACCCCCACGGCGGGCUCCUCCUCCCGCACCGCCUGGGAGAGCCCCAGUGCAGCUCCUGUGACGAGGGGAACCCGGCCAGCUCCCACUGCCUGGACUGCCAGGAGUACCUGUGUGAUAACUGCAUCCGAGCACACCAGAGGGUCCGGCUGACCAAGGACCACUUCGUGGAGAGGCUGGCUGAGAGCCUGCACCAUGCGAGCCUAGUCAAGGCCAGCCCCGUCGGAGGUGGAGGAGGGGGGGUAGGAGGAGGUGUGGGGUUGACCCUGACCCAGUCUUUCCAGUCCAACUUCUCCCUGCUGUCUUUGUUCCAGGAUAGAAUGAGCUUCUGUCAGCACCACGACAACAAGGUGUUUCUGUUUUUCUGUGAGACGUGCUCGGUGCCUAUCUGUAGGGAGUGUAGUGUGGGUAGACACUUGGGCCACAGCUUCGUCUAUCUACAGGACGCUGUCCAGGACUCCAGAGCCAUCACCAUCCAGCUACUGGCCGACGCACAGCAAGGAAGACGGGCUGUACAGUUGAGUAUGGAGACGGUCCAGGCAAUAGCAGAGCAGGUUGAGAUCAAGGCCAAGGUGGUUCAGACAGAGGUGAAGAACAUGGUCCGCAGACACAUGAAAGCCCUGGAGGAGAGAGAGAGUCAGCUACUCUGGAAGGUUGAGAAGAUCCGCCAACUGAAAGCCAAGUCCCUGUACCUGCAGGUAGAGAAGCUGCAUCAGAACCUGACCAAGCUGGACAGCACCAUCGCAGCAGUCAACCAGGUGCUGGACGAGGGCUGUUACCUGGACGUGCUGCUGGCCAGAGAGCGUAUGCUGACCCAGGUCCAGGAGCUGAAGUCUCUCAGAGGGUUGCUGCAGCCACAGGAGGACGACCGUUUCCUGUUCACCCCUCCAGACCAGGCCCUGUACAUAGCCAUCCAGUCCAUGGGGCUGAUCAGUAGUGGAGCGUUCGCUCCUGUCACCAAAGCUCACGGCGAGGGCUUAAAGACUGCGCUCCGUGGCAAGACCGCCUCCUUCACCGUGAUUGGCUACGACCACGACGGGGAACCCUGCCUCUCGGGCGGUGACGCGGUGUCAGCGGUGGUGAUGGCAGCGGCGGAAGGUAACUUGUCCGCGGCGGAUGUGUGUGACCACCAGAACGGGUCAUACACGGUCAGCUACCUGCCCAAGGCUGAGGGAGAAGAUCUGGUGUCAGUUCUGGUCUGUAACCAGCACAUCAUGGACAGCCCCUUCAAGGUGCUGGUGAAGUCUGGGCGACGCUACGGGGCUCUGGGUUCCGCGGUGUCUGCGUUUGGUAGCGAGGGGGAGGGGGACGGUCAGCUGUGUCGUCCAUGGGGGAUCAGUGUGGAUAAAGAGGGAUACGUGGUGGUGGCCGACCGCAGUAACAACCGCGUACAGAUCUUCAAGCCGUGCGGUGCCUUCCACCACAAGUUCGGCUCCCUGGGCUCUCGCCCCGGUCAGUUUGAUCGUCCAGCGGGCGUGGCGUGCGACAGCCAACGGCGGAUCAUCGUAACGGACAAAGACAACCACCGCGUGCAGGUGUUCACCUUCGACGGACAGUUUAUGCUCAAGUUCGGCGAGAAGGGCACUAAGAACGGUCAGUUCAACUACCCCUGGGACGUGGCAGUGAACUCUGCGGGGAAGAUCUUGGUCUCUGACACCAGGAACCACCGCAUCCAGCUCUUUGGCCCUGAUGGCUCGUUCAUCAACAAGUACGGCUUUGAGGGCGCCCUGUGGAAACACUUUGACUCACCACGCGGCGUCGCUUUUAACCACGAGGACCACCUGGUCGUCACCGACUUCAACAACCACCGUCUGCUGGUGAUUCGGCCAGAUUGCCAGUCUGCCCGGUUCCUGGGCUCAGAGGGAACCGGUAACGGGAAGUUCCUGCGUCCCCAGGGCAUAGCGGUGGAUCAGGAGAACCGGAUCAUCGUUGCCGACUCGAGAAACCACCGGGUGCAAGUGUUCGAGCCCAACGGGAACUUCUUAUGCAAAUUUGGCACCCAUGGGAGUGGCUUCGGACAGAUGGACCGCCCCUCCGGUGUUGCUGUGACACCUGACGGAGUCAUCGUGGUCGUCGACUUUGGAAACAACCGCAUCCUCAAGUUCUGAAGAGUUCUAAUCACUUUCUUUCUUUCUCUUUGUUUUCUCUCUGUUUCUCUGUUUGGGAGAGGAAAUUGAAGAGAAGGAUUCAACAAAGAGAGGACAGUUUAAAGAGAGAUGAUCAGAGCAGGUAGAAAUGCGUUAUUACAAAUUUAAGGGAAAAACAGAUUUUUUUUUUUUAGUAAUUAUUUUUUACUUUUAGGUUUAGUUUGUGUAAAUAGAUUCCUGUGGUAUACUGUAUGACAAAGGGGACUACUAAGACAAUUUGAUAAUCAGUAGUGAAAGUAACAAGGAAGAGAUCCACCAUUUCCCCGUAUUCUAUCUUGUAUGCUCGUAGCUCUCUCUCUCUAAACUCUCCUCACGUCGCCUUCUCAGGGAUUUUUCUCACUUUUUCUUGAAAUAAUUUUUAACCCUCUGCUCCGCCACCUACCUCAUCUAGUUCUUUAUGAAUGUACUCACCCUCUCCGAGCAGAGGUCUACUCUAGUCUGUCAAGUUUUACAAAGAAGAAAAUAAAAAAAGUCUACCUCCAAUACUUUUAUUUUAUUUAAAGAGACAUAAAAAUGAAAAUACAUUUUGACCUGACCUGUAGUGGAGUCUAGUGCGUUCAGUGAUGUCAUUACAUGUUGUUUAGGGUAGCUCGUUUGUAGGUCUUUGUUUAGCAUGGCCCCUCAUCUCUCCAUGUGUAGUGUCGUUGCAGACUGAAAUAAUAGAGGUGAGAAGAGAGGGUUUUAUGUAAUGCCAAACCUGUUAGAAUGAAUCAGCGUUAGUUAGCUCAGGUCACAGUAGGAGACGGAUGUUGACAAACUUAAAACUGACCAAAAGAAUCUGCUUUUUAGCUUUACUGGUUUAUUGUUUAUUGAUCGCAGCGGCACCAGAGUCUGACCUGGGACAGAUGCAGUUUAAUGGUUGGUGGAAAUCAUGAGAUAGUAGUCGUUGUUGUUGUUGUGGGGAGAUCCUCUUUGCUGUCCCAAAUUAUCAAUUGAACAUUGUUGAUUCCUUUCAGGCAUCAGCAAGCUGGAUCUAUAUACAGCCCCGCCCGAUGCGUCUGAUUAUAUGAGGAAAAAAACAAUGAAAAUCAAUAUGAAAAAACAAACGGCAUUUGUCUACUCCGAAAAUAUUUUAGAAGUUUAUCAGGAGUUAUCAGGUUGUAUCGGUUGUUGAUUAGGAGAUUGAUUAUGAAUUCUGUCUUGAGUGACAUCACGUUGUGAAUGAUGCAGAAGGAUAACGAUGCCUCCAGAAAGCAGGCGUCUUGAUUGGCUGUCAACAGGAGUGAGAGCCAAUCAGAAAUCAGAGCGAUCCUGUGUGGUUGAAUUGUGGGGCACUCUGAUUGGCUCUUGGGGCCUAGGAUUUAAUCCAAUCCCCUUCUGACGUCACUGCCCCACCCUAGUUAUUGACGCCCAUUCUGAAAUGCCAGAGAGAGAGAGAGUGUUCCGGAACAUGUGAAUGCAGACCAGACCUCUAAAAGAUGGAGGUCUAGAGACCAACUAGUGGAGUCAACCAAAGGUAGAAUUUCUGCACAACGGCCAACUGUAUGUUUGGCAUAGAAAUAACUAGAAGUCCCAUUGAAGACACCUUGUUGUUUAAUCAUUUGUUGGCAGUCUAAAACACUCACCAACUAUCACCAAAAAGAUGCGUUCAAAGCACUGUCAAUGGGUAGAAGAAGAAGAUGGGGCCUACUUUGGAGAAAUAUUAUCAACGCACACACAGUACUUUUGACAUGUUGAAACAAGAAUCCCAGACAUAUAAAAACUAAAACGUUUUAUGUAGCUUUUAAAAUGUAAGUACCUUUUCAAGCCCACUUCUGAGGAGAACGUUGUAGAAAGGUCUGAAAACGGACCAUAUCUCACAGCAACCAAAGAGCAUCUUUCCAGGCCACUUUCAAUCUCACUCACCUGAGAGUGUGAUUUCAAUCUAGCAUCACCGUCCAUGCUAACGUGGCACUGCUUCAUAACUAGCAUCCCUUAUUUAGCAUUAGCAUCUCAACCCAUACAACCAUUUGAGCGCUAACAGAUUCCUGAGUUAUCACCUGAGGUGGACCUGUUGGAGGGGUUGUAAAUCCCCCUUUCCCUUGUAAAGUUUAGCCACUUCUUUUUAGCGUAGUCUAGCGGUAUGGGCGUUUAUUAGUGGGUUUCUGACUGAGCUUCUUACCUCCAGAGGAAAGAGCAGGCCUGCACUUUAAAUCCUAAUUGACAUAAACUUUCACAUCCCUUCAUUUACCUUAACUGUCAGAUAGCUCAAUUUUAUAUACCUCAACUUUCAUAUUCCUCACAGUUACUCAUGUGUACCUCAAUUCUAGGAGCUCAUCAACAUACAAAUGUCAUUUUACAAAUCUACCUCAACACACCUUUUACCUCACUUUAAAUGCCUCUCAUGUUACAUACAGUACAAAUACAUGUAGGCCUACCUCAAAUAUUUUGACUAGUAACUUCUAAUCCUCAAGUGUCUAGUACUGUAUACUUCAGUUUCCAGACCGUACUUUAAGUUAUAGUCUUAAGUUUUUUUUUAAACACCCCAUGUUACUUUUACCUCAACUCACACUUUAAAUCAUGUAACGUUUACCUCACCUGUUGGACCAAAGAUCUUAAUCAUGGUGGCUCCAUUUCAUUUUAAAAUUACAAGUUGCAAAUGGUUAAAAUCUCUCCACGUUGUGUCCAUGAGUGGGCGGUUUAGCAUUGUGGUGAAUUAUGCCUUUUAAUCAUAUGGAGAAACCAAAUCGUGCAGAUCUUAGCGUUGUGCCAAAAAUAUAUCUGUGGGAGUUUGGUGUCAAACUGAGUUGGCAUCGUGAUGAUACUGUCAUAGACGGUGAAUGUCAUUGGACCAUUAUAUCAUAGAUAUUUAGUGUUUAGCGAAUCAAAGCAGCCAAGGACAGAUCCCUGUGGUUUGAUUGGAUGCACUUAUGUGGGCUGGCCCCCUUUCGCUUUACCUCAUUAUGCACAUCAGCAGAGCUGUAACCUGAUUGGCCGAUAGUGAGAAUGAUGGCAAUGUUACUGUUGGCUGAUUGGCCUGGAGUCUUAGUGAUGUCAGAGGCACAUGAUCAUGUAAGAUUCCACUUGUUUGUUGCCGUGCGUUAGGGGGGAGAGGGAGAGUUCUCUCUUAAGAGUUGAGGCCUCCAUCAUACCCCCUUUAGACCUACAAGAAUUACCUCUAAUGUCAGCACAAUUUCUCCUCAGUAAGAACAUUUAGAAGUGUGGACUUAACAGUUAGCGCAAUGUUGGUUGGUACUAACUUAUUUUAAAACUCAAUUUUUGACAAUGCAAAAGUGUGUGUGUGUGUGUGUGUGUGUGUAGGAACACAUUGAGUGAAUAAGAUGUUUAUGAUGAGUUAAUAAGCUUGUUUAUUGGACGUUACUAGACCGGAGACGUUAGCACAUUAAAGGGCACGCUAGCACAUUAGAGUCCCCAGACCCUGCUGCUUAGAACCCACAGCCGUGUCACCGAUAUGAUCUGUCAAUGGGUUUCAGUAUUAGAAAAUGAAAUGUUUAGUCAAGACUGCAUCAACCUUUUUUUUUUUUUUUUUUUUUUAUUAAAAGUUAUAUCUUUAAGAUCCUUAGGUUUUCACUCUUAAAGAGGAUUUUACACUUUUUUUUGUUUUGUUCUUUGGUUUUGGUUUUUCAUUUGUCGCAUGCUUUAAAAACAUUUUUUAAGUGUACCAACGUCUCAGAUAUAGGUGUUGUAAACUCAACGGGUUGGUAGCUGAAUCUGGGAAUGGUUGUAUUAUGAUUAUAUACCCACAGGUGUGUGUGUUUUGUUAGGAGUGCGUUGGAUGGAUUUAACCUUUUGACCUUUGCGAUUGUAUUUCCUGUUCCCAAGACGCUCUGCAGAGACCAAUCGGUGCUCAGCUGGCCAUGUCUGGAAUCCUAAGAUGAGGGGGGGGGGAAACAGCUCAACUCGCCAUGCCUUAAAACAGAGAUGUAGCAGAGCGCAGUUAGUACAACAACCUUUAGAGCCGCACAGUUGAAUUACCACACACACACAAUGAAGACUGUUUACACUGUAGCCAUUUUGUUUUGGGCCUAGUAAUGACAACCUCUCAUUCACUCUCUAUGAAAAUAAGCUAGGUUUCGUCACAGGUUUAGCCGGCAAGCAUCAUUAGAAUCGCUUGAUUUUUUUUUUUCCCCCUCACAAAAAUAUCCAGGAAGUGUGGUGUUGAGCACGUGAUUGGUCUCCUGUACUCCUGUUGGGCAGGGUUUUAUUGGCCCCUGUGGUUCUGUCCACCAUUUUGUUUCUAGCAUCUCACGGCUUUAAGAGAAAAGAAGAGAAGUUUCUAAAAGCGAAACUGCACCAGGUGGAAGGUGUGCAACGUGUUAAUGAUUGUAUCUUUUAAAGAAAAGUAAAAAUACAGAAAAAAUAAAUAGAAACUCAGGUAGUUCUUUGUCCCUGCCCUGUGGGUGUCACAGUGAAACGUGUACCCCCUAGUGAUGCGGGUAUCACAGUGAAAUGUGUCCCCCAUAGUUAUAAUGUAGUGAAUCAUUCUGUUAUGACCUUAGUACUAGUCUCAUUGAUCACGUUCCAGGACCCUCUUUCUUAGCAGUUGGGCUGUGAAAAUGCUGAGAUUUCAAUGUGUGUGUGUAUUAUCUAUAUACACCUCUUCAGACCUUGAGAUGUGCAGCACGACUGGUAAAGACGGGCUGGAACGUGACCAAUAUUUUCUGUGUGUGUCCGUUUUGCAUAUUACAGAUUUAGUUCUCAAUCUGGAAAAUAUAAAAUAUAAACAUUUUGCAUUUUUAACAAUUUCCCUCAAAUGUACUGUUUUUAUGUUUACAUUUUCAUAUUUAAUUUUUGUUAAAUGUUCCAAUUGUUUGUUUGAUAAACACAGAAGGACCUACUCCAGACCACACGACACUCUGCGACCCUUUUGGAAUGUAUUUUUUUUUAAAGAAAAUGGUUUGUUGGGAGUGAUUCUCACACCCUGCUUGUUGUUAGCAGGAUCACAGAACAGGACUGAUACAGUACUACCAAUCAAUCUGUGUCUGGAGAAUUACAAUGGACGCCAUGUUGUUACCCAGUGUUCCAUGCCAAUGAUGUUCCAGUGAGAAUGCAAUUUAGAACGUUACUGUCAUGGAGCCUAUGGUGACAAAAUGGCGUCUUUAAGAAUUCUGAGUCUGUUUAUCAACACUAAGAAUCUCUGCAGGCCUAUCUCUAAGGCUCUGGUCUGUCCUGUGUGCAGCAGGUAGAAGGUAGUGUGUUUGUGUGCUGCAUCGUGUUGUUGUUGAACCAAAAUCCACUGAAUGUAUUCUCCUCUGUCGACGAGGCAGGAGGACAGCAGGGACCAGCUGAGUUUAGAUGGGUGCUGCUGGUGUGUGUGUUGUGUUGGUGUACAAUCAUACACACUGAAAUGAUCUGCAAGGAGUGUGUGCGUGUGCACAUGUUUCCCCCUCCCCUCUCCUCUCACACUGUGGUCGGUGUGGCAGUGCAGUUGUCAGGUCUUCAGUUUAAAUAAAGCAGAGGAGACUAUUAUACCUGCUGCCUUCUGUUACCUGCUGCCUUCUGUUACCUGCUGCCUUCUGUUACCUACUGCCUUCUGUUACCUGCUGCCUUCUGUUACCUGCUGUCUUCUGUUACCUGCUGUCUUCUUCUGUUGACUUUACACAUUUUUUGUUUACACUUAAAUAAACGUAUUUCUUUGA
Molecule: messenger RNA, 9269 nt
Organism: Coregonus clupeaformis (lake whitefish)
Lineage: Eukaryota; Metazoa; Chordata; Actinopteri; Salmoniformes; Salmonidae
Product: E3 ubiquitin-protein ligase TRIM71-like
Exons: 9
Coding region: 1144-3651 (835 amino acids)
Biological process (GO): protein polyubiquitination; proteasome-mediated ubiquitin-dependent protein catabolic process
Molecular function (GO): ubiquitin protein ligase activity; zinc ion binding; protein binding
Source: RefSeq, a predicted model, not a curated record